AUGCCUAUGGCGCGAUGGCGGUUCAUAGAGUCUGCUGCUAGAGAGAUGGUGUCAGCGGUGACCGAGCUGGUGUGGAAAGGGCGCUGCACACAGCACCCGCGCGUGCUCAACGACUGCAACUGGUGCCGCUGCAACCGCAAGCACGAGUACACGUGCGAUGCGCGCAACUGCAGCGAGGUUGACGUCUUUGGACACUUCAAUGAUGCCAUCCGCGAAAUGAACGUGGGCAUGGAAGGCCAUGGAUCCUGGAGGUCAACUCAGCUAGCCUGCGAGCCAGGAGUCCAGUACCGACGGAAAGGCCUCCUUUGCGUCUGCACAGAAGACGGCACCUGGCCCAAUCCAGUCUGCAGGGACAUCUUCAGGAUCCUACAUUCUGUUGAAAUGACUGACGAAACUGAAGCCGCAGGCCAGAAGUGCUCCGCAACGAAAUUGUACUUAGUCGGCUGUAAUGUCUGCUUGUGCCCCUCAACACAACGACUCGACCCUGAAUAUUGCACUAGGAAGAUAUGCCCAGAAAAUGAUCCGAUACUACAAGGCAAUAGACAGAAGAAAGAAAACUUCGAAUCAGAUGACCAAGCCAUAGAGAUCUACGCGGAGUGUCAAUCAGAUUACAAGUACAAGUUGGGCUGCAAAACCUGCAGUUGCUUAAGAAACAAUAGGCUCCAUUGUGGGAACUGCACAAAUGAAAAUGAGAGUGUCCAAACAUUCUGCAGUCACAUCAAACCCGGUCAAACUUUUAGUCGAGAUUGCAAUUUGUGCUACUGUGACAAAAAGGGCUUCGCAUACUGCACUUCUAAGAAAUGCUUGGAAGGUAAAGUAAAAUUAUUCACCCAGGACAUUUUUAACAAAACCGAAGUGGAGAGCUACGAUUCAUUUAAUGAAGAAAACUGCAUCCCAGGACGCAACUACAGGCAAGGCUGCAACCAAUGCUACUGCUAUGUAGAGAAUGGCACGAAAUUAUUUGGGUGUACCCUAAAAAAUUGUGCUAGAUCUGCGAAUCCAGUCACUACCAUGCAUUUGGACUGUGUUGACGGUACAGUCUAUGAACUCAACUGUCUUAUAUGCCACUGUAUUGAAAAGCGUGGGGUCAAAACUCAGCUGUGCCAGGUGAAUCCUAAAUGUACUGAUCAGAACGCUGUCAGGGAAUCCAGGUCGAACGAUUUGGAUUCUUUACAUGGUUAUUGUGAGCCGUUACAUGUUUAUAAAAAGGAUUGUAAUACGUGCCACUGCCUUUCUGAUGGGAAGACGGUGAGAUGUACGUCUUAUGUAUGUGGCAAGUCAUCUUUAGAGCCAGUGGCUGUGGACAUAGUGCCAGUCACACAGAAAGGUAGGGCAUGUCCCAAGGGGCUGUCGUAUAAGAUAGACUGCAACUAUUGCUUCUGCCUAUCAAAUGGGAAUGCGAUAUGCACGACUGCUGAUUGCACGGGAAAGAAACGAAGUAAAAAGAAUUAA
Messenger RNA from Ostrinia furnacalis (Asian corn borer), 1452 nucleotides. RefSeq lists its product as uncharacterized. Lineage: Eukaryota; Metazoa; Arthropoda; Insecta; Lepidoptera; Crambidae. Gene Ontology annotation, molecular function: peptidase inhibitor activity. The record is from RefSeq and is a predicted model, not a curated record. Bases 1 to 1452 code for a protein of 483 amino acids. The transcript has 3 exons.